AUGAAUGAAACACCAAACGAAACCACUACGUGGAGUACGUCUACGGACCAAGUCGCGGUGACCAGGACCAAUCAGACAUGGGCCAGCGAGGUUCCGGCAUUAUGGGCCGUGUCUCCCGGGGAGGUUGCCCUCCGCGUCACGCUGCUGCUGGCGAUAUGCGGAGUCGGGGUGACUUUCAACUUGCUGAAUGGGCUGAUGCUGCUCAAAUCGAAGCGGCCCACAACCACCAUGCACCUGCUCAUGUUCAACCUGGUGGUGGUGGACCUGACUAUGUCGCUCACCUGCAUCCCGUUGUCUGUUUUCUUCUCGGCCAGCAACGGGGCAGUCCAGGUGCCCGACGAGCUUUGCAAAGCUUCUGCCUACCUGUUGCAGACAUUAAUCAUAGCCUCACUGCUGACACAGUCAGCCAUCAGCGUCAUCCGUACGGUAGCCAUCACCCUACCGGAGGCCCUCAAGAGGCGACUACCGCCGGCCACCACCUGCAAGAUCAUCGCGUUCGUCUGGAUUCAGGCGUCGCUGACACCGAUGCUGCCCUUCCUCAGUCACGACCAUGUUGUGAAUGAUCUCUUCACCUACCAACCACGCCUCAUGGCCUAUGCGAUAUCAGACGGCCACACCAAAACACCACAAGCACUCUUGUUUUCCGUGAUGGGAUACCUGCUACCCCUGACCAUCAUCUGCAUCAGCUACGUCACCCUGUACGUCUCGCUCCGGCGUCACCUCAAGAAGAACUUCCUUGUCCAGGACAGAGGCAGCCGCCACAUGUACACGGUCCAGAUGAGGGUGCAGGUCAAAGUGGGUUGCCUCGUUAUCUUUGUGAUUUCUAGUACUAUUCUCAUCUGGAUUCCAUUUUACAUCAUGUCGUCUCUCUCCCUCUUCGAAGCGGCCCAGUUCGAGUCGCUGAGCCGAAACGCCUCGGCGGUGUUGAUAUUCGGUGCUUCAUCCGUCAACCCAGUUAUGUACGGGUUCAUGAACACCUCUCUCCGGCAGGAGUUCAAAGCGUACUUGUCGGCAAAACAUCCGAAGAUACUCAAGCUGCUUGGUAAAAUGAAGUGCUGCCGGUGCUGUUGUAAGAAGAAGGCCAAAGUGGACGCAGUUAUCGUCAUCCCGAGGGAACAGAUCCAGAGGUCUAUAGGUAACAAUGAAUGCGAGCCGGGCAGUAUUUCCGGCCAGUUGGUACUGCAGAUCAACCACGAGAUAAGCUUGAAACAACAGUCCGUAUUUUCUAUCAAACAUCCGCUUGAAUUCCCGGAGACCAACGCUGCGCAGCAUCAACACACAGACGCACCGACGGGAGGCAGAGGCGCGGUACCGCCGUUGCUCAAGAGAUGCUCCUGGUCGCAAUCACUGGCUCACAAUGCACGCCGGUUCAGCGAUAAGGUAUCGAGGCGCCGUAGUGGCUCGGAUAGCACCACUGACGGUCGGAGGCAGCUGCCCCUGCUGGAUUUCAACGCAGUCUCGCAACUCCGGGAAGAGAGUCAGGGACUAGGCACCAUGGACUCUAGGCAUCUUCCAAGAACACAUAGACAAUCCAAUCCCGAGAGCGUUUUCCAACAGCCGACCGAUGACACUAAAACCAAGUACAACAAAACCAGGAAUCCAUUAACCCCAAACGCAAAAGAUCCUUCAUCUGGCUACAAAGACGGGUCGGUGGUUGCUGUGUCUCGGUGCUUCAAGAAGCAGCCCGUGUUUGGUGACAUCGUGAAGGUCCGGCGGGUCUUCAUCGAGGAAGUCACGCUCGUCUCCGGCAACUAUGCUGGCUCUGUUGUCGGGGAAACAGACCAAGGAGCCGGGCAUCCACGGACUUCACUCUCGUGUCACCGCGAAUCGGUGUCUUCUGCAGACUCCCAGCUCGUCACCACUACAACCCUGAAGGCCAGUGAGGAUGUCUACGCCACGAUGACGGUACAGCUACCUGGAUGCAUCCAGGCAAUACACGAGAAAUGAACCUGGUGCACAAUAGUGUGCUUCUUAGGGUUCUCGCGUAACAUAGAA
Patiria miniata (bat star) is the source of this 1995-nucleotide messenger RNA. RefSeq lists its product as uncharacterized. The transcript is spliced from 3 exons. Gene Ontology annotation, biological process: G protein-coupled receptor signaling pathway. Gene Ontology annotation, cellular component: membrane. Lineage: Eukaryota; Metazoa; Echinodermata; Asteroidea; Valvatida; Asterinidae. The coding region runs from base 1 to 1947 and encodes 648 amino acids. Gene Ontology annotation, molecular function: G protein-coupled receptor activity. The record is from RefSeq and is a predicted model, not a curated record.